UCUGGGUUUUCUUGCAAUAGAGGAUUAUCAUGCAAUUAUUUACUCUUUCUAUAAAAACUUCUCCAUUCGCUUAAAAACUCUUCAUUCCAACUGCCUCUCGUAGCUUCUUCGUAUCAAACCGAGAAUGAAACUUUUACCAGCAAAGACACUUCCCGACCUGUUCGUUCCAUCCCAAUGUCUUUUUGUCUUCUUCGUCGUCCUCGCUUUCGUCUCUCCUUUCGAUUCCACUGCUUUUUCUUCUUCUUCGCCUAAGAAAGAAGUUGGAGAAGAAGGAAUGGAAGCAGUGGCUCUCUUGGCAUGGAAAGCUAGCCUUGACAACCAAAGCCAAUCUCUCCUGUCCUCAUGGGUUGUCGGAAGCAACCACUGCAAAUGGAUUGGAAUUGGUUGCAAAAAGGCUGGCAGAGUCAUCACUCAUAUUGACCUUGAGAGUUAUGGAUUGAGAGGAAACAAACUAAGUGGCUCAAUCCCUCAGGAGUUAGGGGGUUGCAUGAAGCUAUUGAACUUGAGCUUAAGCAAUAAUAAACUUGGGGAAAACAUUCCUUUGGAACUAGGUCAAAUCCAUGGACUUCAAAGUCUUGAUCUAGGGGAUAACUUGCUAAUUGGUACGAUACCACAACAGAUUGGAGCACAACAAAGGUUAGAAAUGCUAAAUCUCUCCCACAAUGAGCUCUCCGGAUCCAUACCAUCUUCUUUUGUUAAUCUGAUAAGUUUGACAUCAGUUGAUGUAUCCUACAAUCAUCUAGAGGGUCCUCUUCCUCAUAUUAGAGCUUUCCAAGAGGCUCCAUUUGAGGCACUUAGAGGUAAUGAAGGUUUAUGUGGUAAUGCUACUGGUUUGAAGGCCUGUGAGCUUGACGGGGUUCCAAGAAAGAAGGAAAAGAAGUUGGUGAUACUAAUUGUACUUCCUACUUUUGGAUUUCUAGUUCUUUCCCUCAUGGUUCUCGGAUUUUGCUUGUGUUUUAGUAAGAAAAUGAAGAGCACAACAAAUGAGCCAAGAGAAGUACAUAAUGAAGAUUUGUUUUCAAUAUGGAGUUAUGAUGGGAAAAUGAUGUAUGAAACCAUCAUUGAUGCGACGAAGAACUUCAGUGCCAAAUAUUGCAUUGGGGAAGGAGGAUGUGGUACUGUUUAUAGAGCUGCCCUGCCAAAUGGUCAAAUAGUUGCUGUGAAGAAACUUCACUCAUCAUCUGAUGGUAACUCUGUUAAUCAAAAGAGCUUUUCGAGUGAGAUCAGUACAUUAACAGCGAUAAAGCACCAUAACAUCGUAAAGCUUUAUGGGUUCUGUUCACAUCCAAGACACUUGUUUUUGGUUUACGAGUUCUUGCAAGGUGGGAGCUUGCAAAAGGUAUUGGCCUCAAAGGAAGAAGCAGUAGAGUUUGAUUGGAACAAGAGACUCGAUGUCGUUAAAGGUUUGGCAGAUGCUUUGUCUUAUAUGCACCAUGAUUGUUCCCCUCCAAUCAUCCAUCGCGACAUGUCAAGCAAAAAUGUUUUGCUCGACUCUGAGUACGUGGCUCACAUCUCUGAUUUUGGGACAGCUAGAUUUAUGAAACCUGACUCUACAAAUUGGACUUCAUUAGCAGGAACCUUUGGAUACACUGCUCCUGAACUUGCAUAUACAAUGGAAGUGAAUGAGAAAUGCGACGUUUACAGCUUUGGGGUGCUGACACUAGAAGUGAUUAUGGGGGAGCAUCCGGGUGAUUUCAUCUCGUCUCUAUCAUCAUCUUCGUCGUUGUCGUCAUCAUCAAAAACUGGACAUGGGAUUUUAUUCAAGGAUGUGUUGGACCAACACCUGUUGCCUCCUACAAAUCAAAUGGCAGAACAAAUAGUGGUUGCUGCAAAAGUAGCAUUUGCAUGUUUGAAUGCUAGACCGCUUUCUCGACCAACGAUGCAGCAAGUUGCUAGGACGAUGUCAAAUCCAAGGCCAUCUUUGCAAAAUCAGUUACACAUGAUUACAUUGGGAGAACUCGUUGGUGCCAACAGCUUCACUUCUUGAGUUUCCUUGGACUUAAGCUCUUGUGAGUUUUUGCUAUGACUGUACAAUUUCACUUUUCUUUUGUCGGCUUUCUUCUUCUUUUUAUUUUUUUGCUUUGUUGAUAUUGAAUAGACAUGAUAUGAUGUAAAAUAGACCAUGUUUGUUGAAAAAAUAAUUGUCAUGGAGAUGAAAAGAAAUACAAGUUCUUUGUGGUUCUAAAAUCAACUAUUACGGUCAAAUAGCCAAUUAUUUUGGGGUGAAGAUUUAAAUGAUAUGAAAUGAAGGGGUGAUUUUUCCCAGUAUAUACAGUAGAUCAAUAUACCAAAGAAAUACAGUGUCAGUGUUUCAAAUCAAAACUUUUCUUAGCAUCCGCUUAACACCAAAAUAUACAGUGUCAGUGUUUCAAAUGUAAUACUAGAUUUUACAUUUUACAGUGGUGUUUUACAGUUUUUUUUCCCUUUGUUUGUGUAGCUUUUUUGUAAGAAACUGGUGAACACAGAGAGUGAGCCAAGUCCAAUUAACAGUGAUAAUUUGUUUGCAAUGUGAAGCUAUUACGGAAAAUAGUGUAUGAAAACAUCAUUGAAGGAACUUGAAACAUCUGUGCCAAACAGUGUUGGGGAGAGGUGGAGUACUGUCUAUAGAGUUGCCCUACGUACAUAAUGGUCCCAUGGUUGCUGGGAAGAAACUUAAUGUGUCAUCGGAUGGAGUCUUUUAGGAUUUGCUAGUGAGAUCGGUACAUUAACAAAGAUACAACCUGAAAAUAUUAUAAAGCUUUAUGGAUUUUGUUCACAUGUGAUGUGAGGCACUCGUUUUGAAUGGAGGAAGCUUGGGACAUAUACUCAGCUUGGAGGAAGAAGCAGUAGAGUCGUUAUAUUUGAUUAGGAGAAUGGAUGUUGUUGAAGGUGGCAAAUGUUGUCUUACAUGCACUGCAAUCGUUUUCCUCCAGUCACUCCUUGAGACUUGUCAAGCAAGAAUGUUUUGAUCGAUUCAAAGUACGUAGCUCACAUCUCUGAUUGCGGCACUGCAAAAGUCAUGAAGAGUGACUCAUCUAAUUGGACUUCAAUUGCAGGGACUUUUGGAUACGCUGCUCCACGUAGGUACUUUUGCUGCCUCUAUAUUUGAACUCCCUAUCUCAUUCAGUGCUAAUCUUAACUAAACAAUAAUGCAUCUGGUAAGCUUCAAAUCUCUAUACAUAGCCACGAAGUCUCUUGAACAGUGAUCAUUCCUGAUGAGGAGUCUUGCUCAUUUUGUCAUCUGGCAAUGAGCAAAGUAUCUUGUUAGGGAUUUGAUUUUGAUGAUGAUGUUUUGUUGGAAUAAUUUUCAAAAGAUGAUGUAAUUUGUGAUGAUUUAUGAAUGUAUAAUAUUUCUUAGCCACGUGUAUUUAGAAGUAUAGUUCACAGACUGAAUCUCAUGUCUAAGUUCUGGACCUCUAUCUCAUGGCUUUGUACAUCCAGUUGCAAAGUCCAAGUUCUGGACUUCAGUUCUGGAUUUCAUGGUGUCAUCCAUUGUUGAAAACCAGAUUACUCUGUUGGAUCUUAAAGUGAAGACCAAUAUCGAGAAUCAGUUUUUACAUUGCUCUGUUUUAUUUCACUUUCUCUCUCAUCUUUAAACAUGGGUCCAUGCCAUAUGUCUUUGAUUUCCAUAAACCUUUUUAUGGGGAUUAUAUUUGCACACCUAUAUUUAUUAUUUCUCACUAUCAAUUUGAAAAAUACCGGCACAAUUUGAAUUACUCGUGUACUUGAUUUGAAAAUCUAUAAGUGGGGAUUUUGCAGUACGUAGUUAGUUGCAAAUAUCCUUUUUGGGCUUUUUCAAAUAUAUGUUCUUGGUUAUGGUGAUUAUGUGCUAAUAUAUUUCCUUCAUAGAUUUGUCACAUGCUUUAUUGACUUUGUAGCUCAAAAGAGAUCAAGACAUUAAUUCUUCUGACCGUUGAGCCGUAUAAGAGAAAGCAUGGAGUAAAUGAGAUGAACGUUGGAACGUUGGUCAUUUACAGUAGAAGACUUUGUGGGUUUUUACUCUUUGUUAUUUAAAGGACAAGUCUUCAUCAGAGAGGUAGCCAGAUUGAUUGAGAAGAAAGAGCCUUGAAAGGAUUCAUUCAUUCGAACACUCAAAGAAUUCAAGUCUGAUAUAUACACUGUAGUUUUAUCCUCUUCAGACUUCAGAGAGAGCUUUCACUGUAGAAUUUUAUACUCUCAUUUGUUUGAGCCUACACUUGUAAAUCACCCUUCCUUAGAAGGAUUGAUCAUCACCACACUUAUCCUACCUUGUGAAAGAGAGAAUCCAAUCCACAAUGUUGCCAGUUAGGAUUUGAGUUUCUUGCUUGAUUUGAGAAGUGUAUGCUCACUAGGUGUGAGUAUGCCAAGAGUUUGAGGAACUGGUCUGUGUGUAUCAAUUGGAAUGGUGAAAUCAGGUCUGCGUGUACCUGAGUUAUGGUCUACGUGUACCACUGAGUCUAUGAAGUGUCAUGGUCUGUGUGUACCAAAAGAAGUAUAUAUUGUGAAGGGGUGUUGGCUCCUAUAAAAUCCAACCCUGUUGUAAGUUCUGAGAACAUGGUGGAUGCCGGUGAUUGUUCAAGGGAAACAAUCACUAAAGAGUGGACUAAGCAAUUAGCCGAACCACUAUAAAAAUCCUCAGUCUCUUCUCAUAUUUAUUUUUUAGUACUUUCAUUUUUUU
Messenger RNA from Rhododendron vialii, 4636 nucleotides. Its product is annotated as probable leucine-rich repeat receptor-like protein kinase At1g35710. Gene Ontology annotation, molecular function: protein binding; ATP binding; protein kinase activity. The record is from RefSeq and is a predicted model, not a curated record. Bases 125 to 1987 code for a protein of 620 amino acids. Gene Ontology annotation, biological process: protein phosphorylation. Lineage: Eukaryota; Viridiplantae; Streptophyta; Magnoliopsida; Ericales; Ericaceae. The transcript is spliced from 3 exons.